GAUGGAGGGAGGUGAAAGAAGAGAAACAAUUGGGGGAAGCACCUCCCCUCGCACGGUGUUGUCAGCAGUUUAUCCCAGGCCCUGGCAGGAGCUGCAAGGGUAAAUGGGAGGAAAUCUGAUCCAUAUGGUGGCACUAUAAAGCUCACCGCUGAUUUUCAGGCUUCAUCAAAACCUUGUCAAGGCUUGAUCACUACUCAUGACUUGCAUCCUCCUCUCUCAUGUUUGACUGACCCCAGAGUCUAUCAGCAACAGUCUUCAAAGUUAUUCCUCUGGUUAAGACAUGAAGUUGCUGGGCCAGGCAGUUUUCUUGCUUUUGCUUGUGGGAAUCUGGUGUCAGAACAACCGUAACACUAAAGCUGGUGCAAAGUCCAACAAGAAGUCUGGUGGGAAUCAAGGAGGUGAUGUUGUCCAGUCCUCCCCUGUGGUUGAUUUGACUCCUGGAAGCACUGAAAACACGAGAGGUACUGGAGGCUCAGCCGAAGCGGGACGGGAAGGUACUGCAGGAGCUCGUGCAGCUGGACAACAGACCGACGAGAUGAGGCUGCACUUCCUAAAGAACACCCAGGUUACAUGUAAUGAUGGAACUGCAGCUGGGUUUUACCUAAAGGAGUUCAGAGGAAGCCGCCGAUGGCUGUUAUUUCUGGAAGGUGGCUGGUGUUGUUACAGCAAAGAGACCUGUGAUUCCAGGUACCAAAAUAUACCCCGACUAAUGAGCUCAUCAGGCUGGCCCCAAACAAAAAGAGGAACUGGAAUUUUGUCCUCUCAAGCAGAGGAGAACCCACAUUGGCAUAACGCAAACAUUGUAUUCAUCCCGUACUGUUCCAGUGAUGUCUGGAGCGGCACUGGUCCUGCUCCCACUCCUCCUCCCAGACAACGACAGGGCAGAGAAAAAGAAAGAGAGAGAAACAUCAAUGCAACUGAGUAUGCCUUCAUGGGAUCACUGAUCAUCCAGGAGGUCAUCAAAGACCUCAUUCCAAAAGGAAUCAAGCUGGCCAAAGUCCUCAUGCUGUCUGGCACAAGCGCUGGUGGAACAGGUGUUUUGCUCAACCUUGACAGCGUUGCCAGUCAGCUGGCACAACUUGGUGCAGAGACUCAAGUCCGAGGCCUCGUUGACUCUGGAUGGUUUCUAGAGAGCCAACAGCAAAGAUCUCCCAAUUGCCCUGAGACUGUUUCCUGCUCACCUGAAGAUGCUAUCAAGAUAGGACUCAGGCUGUGGAAUGGGGUUGUGCCUGAUAGAUGUCGGCAGCUCUAUAAGAGAGGGGAGGAGUGGCAGUGCUUCUUUGGCCACAAACUGUACUCUACCUUGUCCUCUCCUCUGUUUGUUGUGCAGUGGUUGUUUGAUGAGGAGCAGCUGAGAGUGGAAAACAUUUACUUGGGGGGGCAGAGUCUGUCCGAGGAGCAGUGGCUGUACAUACGAAACCUGGGCAGGUUGCUCAAGAACUCACUUAGAGAUGUCACGGCUGUUUUUGCUCCUUCCUGCCUCUCCCACACACUGAUUACAAGGAGUAACUGGAAGAGUUUCCAAGUUAAAGGCAACUCCCUGCCACGUGCCUUACACUGCUGGGACAGGAAUCUAGAGGCAACCCGCAACAACAGAACCCCUGCUAAAGGUUGUCCUUUUCACCUAUUGGACUCCUGCCAGUGGCCCCAGUGCAACCCUACUUGCCCAGCCUUGGUGGACCAGGCCACACAGCAAGAGCUCACCCUGCUUGAAAUGCUGGUAGCUAUGGGUCUUGAUCUCCAGAAACUAGGGCUAGAUCCCCAAGGAGGUGAAGAUUCUCUGCCCAGCAUGGUCAGCAAUGGUGGCUAAGUGUUAACAUGGUUUGCUUCUGGAGAGAGAAAAAAGCAAAGGCUUAAUGUGGGGAAAUGUGUUGAAAUGUUGAUAUAACCACACAAAUAGAACAGAAAUCUUACAACUGUGUCUCAUGCUGCUCAGUAUUCCAUCAUGCUUCAUGUUUCUGUUAAAUUGGUAACUUGACUGAUGGGUGUGUUACUGUGUUUGAGUUACAGUGGUUUAGCUGUCCCUCUACUGGACACAGAAGAAAAUGCUAACUGUACUGGAAGAAAACCUUUAUUUUUAGCAGAAACACUUUGCCUCCCACCGGACACCUUAAUCCAGAUCCCUCUACAAAAAACCCAAACACCUGAAAUUGCAGUAGAGUUCAAUGCUGUUCUUACUGAGAAACAUUUGCACUCUAUAUACUGCAUUUGUAAGUGCUGUUAUUAACUUUCAGUUCAGAGUUACUUUCUGCCUACAGUCAUUACUUUCCCACAAUAGAAGUUGUUCAUGAUGGUUUUAAGAAUUCAGAUCCUGAUUUGUAUAUAAAAACAAAAUGAACAGGAGCAUUUAAAAACUGUACUCAGAAUAAGUUGAUAAUCAUUUUGCACACACAGCUCCACUGACACUUGUUGUGAUAUUCUUAGUCUGUAGCUCCUGAUGCCAUGCUAACUUAUACAAAUAUAUAUAUAUGAAAUAAUAUAUAGAACAUAUUUUAUGUGCAUGUAAGAGAGAAGUUUGAUGAGAUCACAAUGUUUUUGAGUGUUGAACAGCAGGGGUUUGCCCAUUUGAAAUGUGAAUUGCAAUAAAAUAAAAAUUCUUUAAAAGACA
Notolabrus celidotus (New Zealand spotty) is the source of this 2608-nucleotide messenger RNA. It is a transcript of the gene notum2, whose product is annotated as notum pectinacetylesterase 2. Lineage: Eukaryota; Metazoa; Chordata; Actinopteri; Labriformes; Labridae. Gene Ontology annotation, molecular function: hydrolase activity. The record is from RefSeq and is a predicted model, not a curated record. The transcript has 13 exons. Bases 281 to 1810 code for a protein of 509 amino acids.